Molecule: messenger RNA, 1012 nt
Organism: Closterium sp. NIES-65
Lineage: Eukaryota; Viridiplantae; Streptophyta; Zygnematophyceae; Desmidiales; Closteriaceae
Source: the annotation of a GenBank genome assembly
AUGACGUGCCUCCCCUCUGCCCUUCCCCGCUCCCACCCCCCCACCGCUCCCACCCCUUUCCCCUCUUACACCCGUCCUCCCCGUCCCUCCCCCCUCGCGCCCCCACCCAAGCCCCACCGCAUUCCUGGCGGGGGGCAUGCGCACGAGGGAGUACAGGCGGGGGCACUGACGCCGUGUCCUUCCCCUUCCCUUCCCCCGUCUCCCCCCCCCCCCUUCCCCCAGAGCUUUCCUUGCGGGGGCGAUGCGCACGAGGGGGUACAGGCGGGUGCACGAGCUGCUGAAACUGACACAAGCAGCGAUAGUGACACCGACAUUGGUGACAGUAAUGAAGGUGAUGGGUACAUUGCACCGGAAGUCGCCUGGCUGUUCCCAAGCCUGAAUCUCGACCUGAGCAAGCUGGACUCAGCCAGCGAAUCAGAGAGUGAAGCAGGGGAAGGAGAGGAGGAGGGAGCGGAAGCAUGGGAAAGAAAGGGAAGGGCAGUGCGAAGUGAGGUGAGGGAGGUGGAGGUAAAGGCGGAGGAGGCGAAGGAAAAUGAGGAGGAGGUGGAAGAGGAGGCAGGGGAGGAGGAGGAGUGGGGUGAAGAGGAGGAGGAGGAGGAGGAGGAGGAGGAGGAGGAGGAGGAGGAGGAGGAGGAGGAGGAGGAGGAGGAGGAGGAUAGCUUCUGGAGGAGCAGGAUGUACGAUGGUAUCCCUGACGACGCACGCUCGCAGGCUCGGGAGGCGAUAAACCGAUUGGCUGUUGAGUCAAGCGACACCUUUCUCUCCUCGCCUGCUUACAACACGCCCCGAGCCCUGCCUCCCCCUCCCACCCCCGUCACUCCUCACGAAGCUUCCUCGAAGCUUCAAUAUGAUCAUAGCGGCAGCAGCAGGAGCGAGGGGAGCGGGGGCAGCAGUGGGAGUGCGGGCGAUGGAGAGUGGGCGGGCGGCAUGGAGGCAUGGGAAGCUGAAGCCAUGGCGGAAGCAGAGAGACUGGCGGCCAGUCAGGUGAGUGGGGACGAAGGGGCAUUUACGC